Molecule: messenger RNA, 1449 nt
Organism: Rodentolepis nana
Lineage: Eukaryota; Metazoa; Platyhelminthes; Cestoda; Cyclophyllidea; Hymenolepididae
Source: the annotation of a GenBank genome assembly
AUGGAUAAAUCGAGAAUGGAGUACGAUGAUGACAGUGAUAGUCAAGAGGAAAACCUGAUGGAUUUAGAUAAAAUUGAUGAGGAAGAAGAGGAAGUUGGUGAUGUCAAAGCCCCAGAAAUUUAUCUUCCUGGUUAUUCACGAAACCUCGAAGAGGAUGAAGAGCUUGUUAUGGAUAAAUCCGUUUACAGAAUAUACUAUCAACUUCAAGUAGAGGCGCCUUCUCUAUCCUUCGAUACACUUCUCGAUGCUUUUGGUGAUUCCAGAGAGGUUGAAGUUAACUCAACUGAUCCACUUACUAUUUACCUGGCUGCUGGAACACAAGCCCCAGAAGCUCGAGAUAACAGCAUUAUUAUAAUGCGGUUGUCAAACAUGCGGGCUAUGACUAGCAAGGAGGUAAAAGAAGACGAAGAUUCAGAAUCGGAAUCAGAUUCAGAGAGUGACGAAGACCUUGAUGAGGUUCCUGAGGUUGAAGCAGCAAAAAUCAAGCAUCCGAGUGGUACCGUCAAUCGGCUUAGAACUCACAAAUUCCAGGAUAAGUACUUUGCUGCUACUUGGUCAGAAUCUGCAGAGGUGAAUAUAUGGGACCUGAGUCGUCCUCUUUUGGCUGUGAAUGAUUCCGCCGUUAUGUCCCACUAUACCCGUAAUCACGAAUCUCCUAAACCCUGCUUCACAUUCAAAGGACACAAAACAGAGGGCUAUGGUCUCGCCUGGAGUCCUUGUUCUGCGGCGUCCAACUUCUUGGCAACUGGUGACAAUAAUGGUGAUAUCUACAUUUAUAGACCCUGCCCCUCAAAUUGGGUAGUAUCAAAAAAGCCCUAUAAAGGCCAUCAAGGAUCUAUUGAAGAUAUUCAAUGGUCUCCUACGGAACCCACUGUUUUUGUUACAACGUCAACUGACCUCAGCUUUCGCGUGUGGGACACACGCAGUGGACCAAAUGCUUCAGCAAUGAUUACUGUUCCAGAUGCUCACUCUUCAGAUAUAAAUGUGGCCUCAUGGAAUGCUCUCCAGUCGGGAACUCUUCUUACUGGUGCUGAUGAUGGGUGUAUUCGUGUCUGGGAUCUUCGUAUGGUACAUCAACGAUAUGGACCGAAACGAGGCUCAUUGGCUUCUGAUAGCUCAAUCUCGGCCUUCACGCAUUCAUUUGAUUUCCAUAAGAAAGCGAUUACAUCAAUCGAAUGGCAUCCAACAGAAGCUGGUACUUUUGUGGCAAGCUCAGAGGAUAAUACAACAAGUCUGUGGGAUUUGGGUCUCGAGCAGGGCGCAGAAGUAGGAACUGAAUCGGCUGAGUCUUUUGCUGCUGAAAUUGAUCAAAAAUUGCCUAUCCAAUUACUUUUUCUUCAUAGCGGACAACAGGAGGUGCGGGAAAGCCACUGGCAUCCCCAGGUUCCUGGUCUUAUUAUCUCCACUGCUUUGGAUGGAUUCAACGUAUUCCGCACUAUUAGUGUAUAA